UGUAAAUAUCAGCUUUAUAUUUAAUUGUUUCAAAUUAUUUUGUGUAAUAUAUGAGUUAAGUAUCGAAAUUCGAAUAGACUAUACUUACACUUAACUACAGAAACUACAAUAAUGUCGGAUCCCCCAAUAAAGAAAUACAGACGCGAAGAGAAAUCAUCAGAGUCCGAGGAAGAUGUCGAUAGUUACGAACCUUAUGUACCGGUAAAGGAAAGAAAAAAGCAGAAACUGCUAAAAUUGGGUCGCCUCGGUCAAUUAGCAGCAGAGGCCGCUACAGAAAACAAAAGCUCUAGUGACAAUGAUCCUGAUGAUGAUGCUUCACAAGAGGAAUGGGGUCGUAAACACAAUGUGCCGCUUUUGGACCAGCACAGUGAACUUAAGCGUCUGGCGGAGGCUCGGGCACUGUCUGCUGCUGAACGGCAGGCUAAGGAGGAGCAGCACAUCCUGGAGAGUGUAGCACAAAGCAAAGCUCUGAUGGGUGUGGCCGAGUUAGCCAAAGGUAUACAAUACUUUGAACCUAUCAAGACGUCAUGGAAACCACCCAGAUGUAUCCUGGAGUUACCAGAGGAGAGGCAUGAGCGAGUGAGACAGCAGCUGCGGAUAUUAGUGGAGGGGGAGGACGUACCACCACCUAUCAGGACGUUCCAACAUAUGAAGUUUCCGAAAGGUAUUCUUCGCGGUCUCGAGGAUAAAGGCAUCAAGACGCCCACACCGAUCCAGGUUCAAGGUAUCCCAGCGGUGCUGAGCGGGCGGGACAUGAUCGGUAUAGCAUUCACCGGCUCCGGCAAGACACUGGUCUUCACGCUGCCCAUCAUCAUGUUCUGUUUGGAGCAGGAGAUCAAAAUGCCUUUUAUUAGGAACGAAGGUCCAUAUGGCCUCAUAAUAUGUCCGUCUCGGGAGCUAGCCAAGCAGACGCACGACAUCCUGCAGCACUUCAUCAAGCAGCUCAAGAUCAGCGGCAGUCCCGAGAUACGGAGCUGCUUGGCCAUUGGAGGUGUGGCGGUGUCAGAGUGCAUGGAGGUGGUGCAGCGCGGCGUCCACAUCAUGGUGGCCACGCCCGGCAGACUCAUGGACAUGUUAGACAAGAAGAUGGUCCGUCUAAACGUGUGCCGCUACCUGUGCAUGGAUGAGGCUGACCGCAUGAUCGACAUGGGCUUUGAGGAGGACGUGCGCACCAUCUUCUCGUACUUCGCCGGCCAGCGCCAGACGCUGCUGUUCAGCGCCACCAUGCCGCGCAAGAUACAGAACUUCGCCAGGUCUGCUCUCGUCAAGCCGGUGACAGUCAACGUGGGUCGCGCCGGCGCCGCGUCCCUCAACGUCCGCCAAGACCUGGAGCUGGUGCAGGCGGAGGCGCGCACGGUCCACCUGCUGCAGUGUCUCCAGAAGACGCCGCCGCCGGUGCUGGUGUUCGCCGAGAGGAAGCAGCAUGUGGAUGCUAUACAUGAGUAUCUGCUGCUUAAGGGUGUGGAGGCGGUGGCCAUCCACGGCGGCAAGGACCAGGAGGAGCGGUCGCGCGCGGUGGAGGCCUUCCGACGCGGGGAGAAAGACGUGCUAGUCGCCACUGACGUCGCCAGCAAGGGUCUGGACUUCGCGAACAUCCAGCACGUGAUCAACUACGACAUGCCGGAGGACAUCGAGAACUACGUGCACCGCAUCGGGCGGACGGGGCGUGCGGCGGGGCGGGGCCUCGCCACCACGCUGCUGGGGCGCGCCACAGAGAGCUCCGUGCUGCGAGACCUGCAGCACCUGCUCACCGAGGCGGGGCAGCAGGUGCCAGAUUUUCUGCUGGAGAUGAUCGGCGAGACGGCGGCGCCGGCGGCGGACGGGCAGGGCUGCUCCUACUGCGGUGGUUUGGGGCACAGGAUCACAGAAUGUCCGAAGUUGGAAGCGGUACAGAACAAGCAGGCGUCGAACAUCGGCCGACGAGACUACCUCGCCAACACGGCCGCUGACUACUAGAACUUCACUAAAGUCCGGUCGCCGGAUAGAGAGAUAUAUUGCAAUAAGUGUAACGCUACUCGUCUCUUUCACGUAUUGUUAAUUCAGUGCGUGAGUGAAAGAGGUAGCCAGUAAGAUGAUCAGAAUUUCUUAGUGUUUGAUGACUGAAGUAUACAGUAUACACCUAGUGUUCUUUGUUAAUUACCAUUAAAGCGCGUGACCAUUUUAUGCAUGUGUGCAUUGCCGUAAUGGUUGUAUAUCGUGCUUAUAUAUCGAUAAAAAUACUAUACUUUAUUACAAAAUAUUAUGAUUCUAAAGUUUAAAACCGGCAUACUCAAAGAGUAAAAACGAACUUCGAUGUCUGUCCAUCUGUCUGUCUCCAGGCUGUAUCUCAAA
Aricia agestis (brown argus) is the source of this 2331-nucleotide messenger RNA. It is a transcript of the gene abs, whose product is annotated as ATP-dependent RNA helicase abstrakt. The record is from RefSeq and is a predicted model, not a curated record. Gene Ontology annotation, biological process: mRNA splicing, via spliceosome. Gene Ontology annotation, molecular function: RNA helicase activity; zinc ion binding; RNA binding. NCBI's taxonomy places the organism in Eukaryota, Metazoa, Arthropoda, Insecta, Lepidoptera, Lycaenidae. Gene Ontology annotation, cellular component: spliceosomal complex. Bases 112 to 1956 code for a protein of 614 amino acids. The transcript is spliced from 12 exons.